Molecule: messenger RNA, 7152 nt
Organism: Cannabis sativa
Lineage: Eukaryota; Viridiplantae; Streptophyta; Magnoliopsida; Rosales; Cannabaceae
Exons: 17
Coding region: 649-3831 (1060 amino acids)
Source: RefSeq, a predicted model, not a curated record
UGUUAUUUUCUGUUAUUUUUUUUUUUGUUUAAAUAUGAAUUUGAAUUAAAGUAAUAUACGUGUAUAUUAAAUAAAUAUAAAUAUACAUGUGUUUCCUAUUUAAAAGUUAUUUGAAUGUUAUUCAAAUUAUUGUUAUUUUUUUUAUUUUUUUUUUAAGAAACUGAAUAUUUUUAGUUAUGCUCAUAAAUAUCAUCAUGAAAUAAGGAAGCAGUUUUAAUUUGAAAAUUGUUAAUUAAAACUGUAAUGCAAUUUUUAAUUAAAACUGCCGGCUCAUCUCUUCUUCUCCUCUCUCCAUAGAUUUGCUCUCAGGUCUCAAUUCCAUCUCACUGUAAUGCAAUUUUUAAUAAUCUCACUUUCAUAUUUAUAAUGUUUAGAUUUAAUUAACUAACACUAAAACUCUCUUUCUUUAUCAUCGUCUUCUCCUCUUCUUUCUCAAUCAAGGUCAAUCCUGAAGCCUCCACUCCAAUUUACUCGCUCCGUGGCCUCGACAACUUCAAGUUCUUCUCAUUGUCUUUCUACUGGUACUGGGAAGAAGAAGGAAAGCCAAUUACAUCACCAAGUCACAGGGUGUCAAACAUUUUCAAGUCAAUUUACCUCUUUUCAGAAUGAUAUUUGACGUCUCAAACCUACAUUUCCUUGAUUGACAUAAUGACAGAUGAUCAAAACACACGAGCUUCUAAAAGAAUCUCAUAUAGAGAACUGCCAGAAGAUAAGAAGGAAGAAAUACGUAGGAAACAACGAGAGAGAUAUGCUAAACAAAAAGCAUUGAAAAACUACCAAAUUGAUACGACUAAUUCAAGUUAUUUGAAUCGUAACAAUUUACCUUUAUGUACUGAUGAUCAUGUGGCAUCUACAAGUACACAACAUUCGUAUUAUCAUGCUGAUAAUAUUAACAAUGAUCGACAACAUGGAGAUGAUCAAAACAACCGAGCUUCUAAAAGAAUCUCAUAUAGAGAAUUGCCAGAAGAGGAGAAGGAAGAAAUACGUAGAAAACAACAAGAGAGAUAUGCUAAACAAAAAGUAUUGAAAAACUAUCAGAUUGAUACGACCAAUUCGAGUUAUUUGAAUCGUAACAAUUUACCCCCAUGUACUGAUGAUCAUGCGGCAUCUACAAGUACGCAACAUUCGUGUUAUCAUGCUGAUAAUAUUAACAAUGUUCGACAAGAUAGACAUGGUGACAGAGUAUCAAAGAGACAAUGCAAUCAUCAUACCAACUUAAGCUCUACUGACAAGAGAUCUUCUUAUCAAGUUCUGGAUUCUUCAAAUGGAUGCAGUGGUAAAAAUAGUCUCUACCAAAAUUCAUCUUCCAAAAAUAAUGGGAGAUUUGAUCAGAUACAUUCAGUUGAACUCGAGAACUCAAUUAGCCACACAAUUAUGUCAACAACUUCUAGAAGUCAAUCGCAAAAUAGGGUCACUCGAUUUCGAGAUUUGCUACAAAAUGUGCCAUCUGAAGCAUUUUCACUUCCGUCGGUCCCCAUAUGCAUACACUGUAAAGCAGAGAGAUUUAUCCAUGAAACAAAUGGAUUCUGUUGUGCAGAUGGAAAGAUCUAUCUGGCCACAAAUGAAGUUCCAAAUGAACUUUUCGCAUUAUUAACCUCCACCACAAGUGAUUCUGCACAUUUCCGGACAUAUAUUCGAACUUAUAACAACCAAUUUGCAUUCACAUCUUUGGGUGUUAAAUAUGAUCACAAUCUCUGCCAAAGAAACAAUGAAAUAUACACUUUUAGAGCACAGGGACAAAUCUACCACAACAUCACAGAUUUACUUCCUUCUGAUGGUCGUCCUUCUAAUCUCCAAUUAUAUUUCUAUGACACGGAACAUGAGUUAGAUAAUCGACUAUUAGAUUCACAAUACAGAAUGCUCCCAACAGUCACAAGUCAACUCAUCCAUAUUCUUCGCAUCAAUCUGUACUCUAUUUUCUUUCGUUCACUUGGUGAUAUGCCAGACUUGGAAAGACAAAUAAUACAUGUUAGGAGUGACGCUGGCCUAGAUCAACGUGUAUUCAAUGCCCCUACUUCCUCACAAGUAGCGGCAAUAUGGGUUGAAAAUAACAACGAGAACCAAAUUGGAAGGCGUGAUAUCUUUGUAUAUAACCAUUCCGGUAGACAAUUUAAAGUUCAAUAUUACUACGGGUGUUACGACUCACUGCAAUAUCCAUUGUUAUUUCCGUACGGUGAUAAUGGUUGGCAUAAAGGGAUUGAAAAGGUUGGAGAAACCCAAUCAAGAUCCGUCGAACAAACUCAAACAACAAACCCUCGACGAUCAUCAAAUGUAGAAGAAUUAUUAGCAGCAGAAGAAGCAGUAUCAAUCCAAGAAACGAAAGAACCAAAGGUUUCGUGCCGUGAAUAUUACUGCUUCAAGUUCCAAAUACGGGAAGAUGAAAGAUCGAUUUUGCUACUCUCUGGUCGGCUACUACAACAAUAUGCAGUAGACAUGUAUGUCAAGAUGGAGACUUCAAGAUUGGAUUAUUACAGAGGCCAGCAAAUGCACAUACGAACAGAAUUAUAUCAAGGUAUAGUUGACACAAUUACGCUGGGAGAACGAGACGCUUCUAAUGUUGUGAAGCGAAUCAUACUCCCUUCAUCUUUCAUAGGAGGACCAAGAGACAUGAGGAAGAGAUACAUGGAGGCAAUGGCGUUGGUACAAUGCUAUGGUAAACCUGAUAUUUUUCUAACGAUGACAUGCAAUCCAAACUGGAAGGAAAUCACAAAUGAAUUAUGUCAACACGAGGAGAGCCACAAUAGACCUGAUCUGGUUGCACGAGUUUUCCAUGCAAAACUAGAGGAAUUAAAGGACAGGUUAUUCAAGAAAGAGAUAUUCGGCAAGGUCGCAGCAUAUGUUUACGUUAUUGAGCACCAAAAAAGAGGUCUUCCACAUGCACACUUUUUAAUUAUAUUGAAAAGGGAUUGGAAAGUCCAUGCUCCUGAAUCCUUCGAUGAGAUCGUGUCAGCAGAGAUUCCAGAUAAAAACUCUAACAUCCACUUGCACAAGGCGGUUGUAAAACACAUGAUGCAUGGACCUUGUGGGGAUUUGAACAAAACAAAUGUUUGCAUGAAGGGGGAGAAUCCACGUUGCAAAAAUAAUUUUCCAAAAAAAUAUGCUCCAUUUACGUCUGUCGGAAAUGACUGUUUCCCUAUUUAUAGGCGUUCAAAUAAUGGUGUGACCGUAAAGGUCAGAGGGGCAACAUUAGACAAUCGUUGGGUUGUUCCCUUCAACCCAUAUCUCCUUGCCACAUUUGACUGCCACAUUAAUGUAGAAAUUUGCUCUACAGUGAAGGCAGUAAAGUAUCUCUAUAAAUACAUUUACAAAGGCCAUGAUCGUGUUGCAUUCAACUUGGUCUCCAAAACAAACAACCAACAAGUUGAUGAAAUACAUCAGUUCCAGACAGCUCGAUGGAUUGCUGCCCCCGAAGCAAUGUGGAGAAUAUACGGAUUUAUUGUAAAUGAGAUGUCCCCAGCAGUAUAUAGCUUGCAUUUACAUCUCAAGAAUCAGCAUACGGUUACAUUCCGAGGAAAUUCUGACCUGUCAAACAUUGCUAAUUCGGAACAUUACAAAAAAUCUAUGUUAACAGAAUUCUUUGAAUUAAAUAAAGUAGAUGAAAAUGCAAGGAUGUUACUGUACAGACAAAUUCCUGAAUACUAUGUUUGGAACAAUCAAAACAGAAGGUGGACUCCCCGAAAAAAAAAAGACAGUAAUAGGACGUAUUGUAACAGCAAACCCAUUAGAAGGCGAAAGAUAUUUUUUGCGGAUACUGCUAAAUCACAUAAAAGGCCCGUUAUCUUUCGAAGAUAUCAGGACAGUACAUGGCAUAUUGGCGCCAACAUAUCGUGAUGCAGCAAUAAUGCAUGGAUUGCUACAGAGAGAUAGUUGCUUAGAAGACUGUUUACACGAAGCAUCCCUUUAUCAAAUGCCUUCCAGUUUGAGGCGAUUGUUUGCAACAAUAUUAGUCUACUGUAAUCCGAACAAUCCCAGAGAACUUUGGGAACAUUUUGAGGAACAAAUGUCACUCGAUAUCAAAAAAACAGAAAAUGAUACACAAAACGUAAGAUAUCAAGUAUUGCGGUCGAUAUCUUCGACAAUUGAGUCUAUGGGAAAAGACAUUAAUUCAUACCAACUGCUUGACGAAGACAUCAUCUUUGAUAAUGACGAAUUUCAAUCCAGAGAAAUUAACGAUGAAUUGAAUGUAGAAAUUCCAGAGGAAGAUGUUACAGCGUCAGAAAGACUUAAUUCUGAGCAACAACAAGUGUACAAUGCAGUAAUGGAUAGUAUUUCAUCAAAAAAAAAAAAGCAAUGCAUUCUUCGUGGACGGGCCCGGUGGGACAGGUAAAACAUACCUAUACAAGGCGUUACUUGCAGCCGUACGAUCUAAUGGUGCCGUGGCACUCGCAACUGCUUCAUCAGGUGUGGCAGCAUCUAUUCUUUCGGGAGGUCGUACAGCUCACUCACGUUUCAAGCUUCCUCUCGAUGCCGAUGGAAAAAGCACAUGCUGUGUAAGCAAACAGAGUGCACUGGCCAAACUACUUUGUGCAGCAAAAUUAAUUAUAUGGGAUGAGGCCCCAAUGACCCGAAAACAGCACAUAGAAGCGUUAGAUAAAAUGCUACAAGACAUUAACGAUACAACCUUACCAUUUGGUGGAAAGGUAAUUGUUUUUGGAGGAGAUUUUCGCCAGGUGUUACCUGUGGUACAAAAAGGAACGAGACAGGAGCAGAUAAAUUCCAGCUUGGUAUAUUCAUACCUGUGGCCUACUUUGACUAAAUUUCGACUAAUUCAAAACAUGCGAGCCAGGCUGGAUCCGUUGUUUUCGGACUACUAGUUGUCGGUGGGCAACGGCACGCCACCAAACACAAUCAAUGACAUAAUAAAAAUACCACAUGAAAUGCUUGUACCGUAUGAUGACGACAACAGUUCCUUAAAUAUCUUGAUAGAAGACGUUUUCCACAACAUUCAGCAAUAUCCAGAAAAUGUGUCUACCAUGAUGAACCGUGCAAUACUAACACCAAAGAACAGCUUUGUCGAUGAAAUAAAUUCGUUGUUAAUUGGACGAUUCCCAGGAGAAGUCCACCUAUACUAUAGUAGGGAUGAGACGGUAGAUAAUACUGAGCAAUCGGUAAUGGAGGACUUCUUAAACACUCUAACUCCGAAUGGAUUACCCCCACAUGAAUUAAAACUCAAAAAAAAUUGUCCCAUAAUGCUGCUUAGAAACAUUAAUCCUUCUGAAGGUUUAUGCAAUGGAACACGUUUAAUAUGUCGGGCAUUCGACCAAAAUGUCAUAGAUGCUGAAAUUGCCGUGGGACACCAUAUCGGAAAAAGAGUGUUCAUUCCAAGGAUACCAUUCCUGCCAAAUGUGGAUGAAAAUAGUGGUUUUCCAUUCCAACGAACACAAUUCCCAAUCAGAUUGAGUUUUGCAAUGACUAUAAAUAAGUCCCAGGGACAAACAUUGGAUUACGUUGGGAUCUCUUUACCACAACCUGUUUUUUCACACGGUCAGUUAUAUGUAGCAAUAUCACGAGCAAAGACGUCAUCAACAGUUAGAGUCCUGAUCCAACCUGUGUCAACUUCGCAACAAGAUAAGAACUCGACUAAAAACAUCGUGUACACAGAGUUAUUAGCAUUAUCUUGUUUAAGUUAAUCUCUUCAAACAACUUGCAAAGUGACCGAAUGCCGACUCUACACCAAUCAGUUGAUGACAUCACUCCAACCACAGUUGGAUGGAAAAUAAAAAUGACAGUUUUACAAAAAUUUCCACCACGAACAAGCAUGAGUUCACCAGUCCGAUAUCAGAAGCUGUAUUUAUCUGAUCCAAAGGGGACGAGAGUAGAUGCAGUAAUUUUCGCAGAAGAUAUUGAAGCUUUGGAGGACACUUUGCAUGAGUUACACACCUACCACAUCAGUGAUGCCCGUGUCAACAGAAUCCCCGCGUAUACCUUAAAAAUGGCACAAAUUACAAUUUUAGCUGGACGCUGAACUCAAAAACACAAGUUGUUGAAGUCCAAGAAGAAGACAAACAAAUUUCUAAGCCAGUCCAUGAGUUCGUUUCGUUUAAGAACUUGUCAUCUGACAAAUACUCCAACACACCACAAGAUAUCAUAGGAGUAGCUGUCAAAAUAAACCCAACAAAAGUGGUGAACACAGUGUAUGGACAGCGAACCAUACAAGAAAUUUAUCUAAUCGAUGACAGUUGUAGCUUCCACCCGAUAUGUUUAACUCUGUGGGGUGCUUUGGUACAAGAUAUUAGUGAAAAAUUGUCUGAAGUUACUGGAAACAACCCAAUAAUAAUGGGAACAAAGAUGAUUGUUCAAACUAAGAGAGGACUGUCGUUGUCAAGCCGUGAAUCAAGUACAAUCGAAAUCAAUCCUGAUAAUUACGAAGCAACUACUCUUCAUCAAUGAGCUGAAAAUAACAAAGCAGACAUAAAUAAUAUUACUAUUCAAGCACCUACAUCUCAGUAUUCUCCAAAUUCAUCUGCUGCAAAACGAGAAUAUGUUAAGAACAACGAAGUUACCGAUUUGGUAAAGCAAUUAAACCAACUCAGAAAGCAUAUUAUUGGAUUGAAGCUGAAAUCAUAUUAAAAAAUAUCAACCAAGAUUUUUAUUACAUGUCGUGUGAUUUUUGUAAUAAGAAACUUAUGUUCUACAACGACAACGAAGAAACAGAUUGUGAAAAUCCAAAAUGCGGAAAAAGAUGUCUUCCUACACCACGUGAAAGGACAUAUGUACAACUCGACGAUGGUACAGAGUUGCUAGAUGCUGUGAUGUUCGGUGAUGUUGCAGAAAACAUAUUCUCAUGUACUGCAGUUCAAUUAAGAUCAUAUUCGGACGAGAAACAUAAGUUGUUUGUCCAAAAAACUACAAGGCAAUUAUCAGCCAAAAAAUGGAGAAUUCAGUUGUACGUAGAUGCAAACCGAACAAUGAGUUCAAAGUACAAUCAGUUCACCAUUCAAGCAGUUGAACCAAUGGAAGAUUAGCCAGAAGUUGCCAUUUUUCUUUUACAGUAAUUUUAUUUUAUUUAGUGUUAAGACUUUUCUUGGUGCCGAGCUUCUUUCACUUUCUAUUGACUUGUUAUCUACGGAUUUACAUGGAGUAUUGUAUGCAAGUAUUUCAUAUACCCAAUUUUCUAGAAGUAAAUAAUAAGUAUCAUUUUAUUUUGAUUUA